Phlebotomus argentipes is the source of this 658-nucleotide messenger RNA. It is a transcript of the gene mRpS18B, whose product is annotated as small ribosomal subunit protein mS40. Gene Ontology annotation, molecular function: structural constituent of ribosome. The coding region runs from base 38 to 658 and encodes 206 amino acids. The record is from RefSeq and is a predicted model, not a curated record. Lineage: Eukaryota; Metazoa; Arthropoda; Insecta; Diptera; Psychodidae. Gene Ontology annotation, cellular component: ribosome; mitochondrion. The transcript has 2 exons. Gene Ontology annotation, biological process: mitochondrial translation.
GCGGGUUUCGGAAGAAAAGCGCGAACACGCGAGAAAAAUGUCGAGGUUAAUUUCACAAUUGUACGCAAUAAAUCGCGGAUUUCUCACAGCCAGAGUGGGUGUUUUGCAUCAGUCACCACACCCAGGAAGAGCCUUCUCCACAUCCCGCGUGAGAUUGUGCGAAGAGAGCCAGGAGAGUGCGCCGGGAAGCGUAUCGGAAGCGCCGGCAGUGCAGAAAGUAAGGGGAACUGUUGACAGGACAAAAGUGAUUCCCGUGGACACGAGCAUCAGGUAUCUGAGGAGUGCGGCGUACAAGGAGACGUACGGAGAGCAGCCCGUGUGGGUGCAGUAUCGAAGGAAUCACAAAGGUUCAAUUCCACCGCGCAAAACCCGCAAGACUUGCAUUAGAGGCGGAUUUCUGUCCACCGGCAAUCCCUGUCCGAUCUGUCGGGACGAGUAUCUGGUGCUGGAUCACAACAACUUGGAGCUGCUGAAGCAGUUCAUCUCGCCAUUCACCGGAGAGGUUCUGAGCUACAACAAGACAGGAUUGUGCCAGAAGAGGCACAACGAGCUGCUGGUGGUGGUCGAGAGGGCCAGAGACAGAGGAUAUCUGACCUACGACGUGCCCUUCAGACACUACGACUACUCUGAGUACUACAAUCCGGAGAAGUCGUCAUAA